Acanthoscelides obtectus is the source of this 11238-nucleotide messenger RNA. The record is from the annotation of a GenBank genome assembly. NCBI's taxonomy places the organism in Eukaryota, Metazoa, Arthropoda, Insecta, Coleoptera, Chrysomelidae.
AUGAUUUCUAACCCUGUUAUUCGUAAAUAAAAAAGUGAAGCGGAACAUUUUUCCUUUGCACGGCCUAUCGUCCAGUAACCCUUUUCACACGUUUUUUCCAAAUAAUUUGUUCACUUACAAUUUAUCCCGGCAAUUAAUUGAAUUUUCGCCAGAUUGACUGGAUUAUUAGUUGAAUUGAUUAAGAUCCAUUUGGUAAAAUCCUACCUAAUAUAAUGAGAUUUUUGCGGUACGCUGCUUCUGAUUGACUCUAUUUAUAUGUCUGUUGCAGAGAAAUGAAUCCGAAGAAAAAUUUAAGAAGCUUCCUCAGUAUGUUGCUGCAUUUGCUGCAACACUAUCAGCCUUGGCAACCGGGGCCGUUCUAGCUUGGACUUCUCCCAUCUUGGACGUUCUAGAAAAUGACUUCAUCCGAACGCACCUAACAGAUGCCCAGAUCGGGUGGAUUGGCUCACUAGUCACUCUAGGUGGCAUGGCGAUGUGCGUACCGACUGGAUUGAUCUGCGAUUUUAUCGGUCGCAAGAAAACGCUUGUGCUCCUUUUCGUACCAUUCACAACUGGCUGGUUUCUGAUUAUAUUUGCCAACAGUGUCAUUAUGUUGUACUUAGGCCGAUUCAUCACUGGCUUAGCAUCAGGUUCUUGCUGCAUUGUUGCGCCACUGUACACUUCUGAAAUAGCACACAAAAGCAUGAGGGGUAGCCUGGGGACUUAUUUCCAGCUUAUGGUAACAAUAGGGAUAUUUUUGACAUAUCUUUUUGGAAAGUAUCUAAACGCUAUCCAUUUCACUAUCGUGUGUGCUUGUAUACCGGCAGUGUUUGUCUUAAUUUUUGCUUUCCAACCUGAGUCGCCUACCUAUUUAAUAAAAAAGGGGAGGUUUGAUGACGCUAAAGUAGCACUGACUCGCUUACGAGGGAAGAGCUACAAUGUAGAUCUGGAGUUAAACCACAUUGAAGGAUUUUUGAAAGAGUUGAGUCAUUCUACGGGUUCCUUUUCUCAGACUAUGAAACAGAAAGCUGUGGUGAAAGCAUUCAUCAUUGCUGUCGCUUUAAUGUUUUAUCAACAGUUCAGUGGAAUCAAUCCAAUUAUUUUAUACACAACAGAAAUAUUCAAAUCUUCAGGUGUGAAUCUGGAUCCACAAUCAGCUGCUAUCAUCAUCGGUGCAUUUCAAGUAGUUGCUACUUUCAUUUCUUCGCUGUUGAUUGAUAGAUCGGGUAGGAAAGUUUUGUUGAUCACAUCGUCUUUUUUAGUCACAUUAACAACAUUUUUGUUGGGUUUGUAUUUUACUUUCAAGACCCGAAUGCAUAUAGAUCAUAAUGUUAUGGAACAACUUGGAAUUUUGCCUGUUGCCGCCUUGUGCAUUUACAUCAUUGCUUAUUCUGUAGGUUUGGGACCGAUUCCAUGGAUAAUUUCCAAUGAAAUAUUUCCGCUUGAAAUAAAAAGUAUCGCAAGCUCAACUGCUGCUACGUUCAAUUGGUUAUCGGCUUUCGUGUUGUUAAAGUUUUACUUGCAACUGACUGAAUUAGUUGGAAGUGACAGCACAUUCUACAUGUUCAGUGGCAUUUCAUUUACUGGAAUAUUAUUUGUUUAUUUCGUUAUCCCUGAAACAAAAGGGAAAACAAUUUCUGAAGUGAAGGAGGCUCUUGAAAACUACUGAACAGCUUAACAUAUCUGUGGUGGCUAUAUCGUAGAAUUGAAUGGUCGCAUUACAUGAAAUGGUCAACUAGAUUUGACCAUAACGUUAAAUCGUCAACGUUUAACGAUUCGGAGAUCCAGGAUUGAUUAUAUCGUAAAAUAGGGUGUCCUUAGAAUACUUAAUAAAGAUGCAGAAUAUGUUAUGAGCUCGUUUAUUUUUCUUCAGGUUCGUCAACCAUUUUGAAUAAAAUUUGUAACUUUAGAAAAUUAAGACGAGAUAAUUGUAUUAAAACAUUCUUAAAUUGAACAAAACGUCUGACAAAUAAAGUUUUUGAUCAUAACAGAUAUCGCAAAUUAAGUUAUUAUAUACCUUACGUGAUCACCCUACUCUGAUUUAUUUGAUGUAUAACCUGAAAAUAAAAAUUUUAUGAAAUGGUCAAUUUUACGAUAUGGCCACGGCAUAACGAAGUCAUGUGGAACAUGAAAUUAUAUGAUCGAUGUAUUGCUUAGAGCUUAGGUCAUCUGCAUGCGGCUUAUUUGAUAUAACUAUCUGAUGCAGUAUUUGUCCUCAAGUAGAAUGCAGUUUACCGGAAAUACAACUUGCUACAAAUGCAAGAAAGUUCGUUUAGGGCCGUAUCGUUAGUUGUUCCUACAAUUGCCUAUGGCCUCCUUGGUUUUCAUAGUUUUUCCAGUCCUUGAGAAAGGCGCCUUUUGUGAGGUUUUGUUGAAAAUAUCUAUUUGCAUCAAAUUGUUCAUGCUUUUGAUUUGUAUCAUCUCUUUUAUCAGCCUGAAAUUUCCUGCAAUUGAAAAAGAAAGCAGAGCCUCACAAUAAGAGAGCGCUGACGCUGACACGGAACAGUAGAAAUUCAGAAAUAUUCGAGCCUUUCUGAAGGAGAGAAAAUACUAUGAAAAUCAAGGAGGCUAUAAAGGCGUCCUACAAUUAUAGGAACGACUGAUGAUGCGGCCCUUAGAAUUAUAGGACAUAAAAUAGAUGUCAAGGCUACAAGAUAUUACCGUAUGUAAUUAUGGUUAGCAGUUUUAAGGUUUUAUACGUUGAUACAAUUAUAAGAGUUUAGUAAAAAAUACGUUAAAUAUUGAAAAUAUAUACAGUUAUGAGUAAGUUCAAAAACAUAUACAUGAAAUGUAGAACACUGCAUGCUUAACUUUAGCCGUUAAUGAUCUAAUAGUGAUUUGCUUUAUUAUAUACAGUGAUUUCCACAAAGGUCCCGCUCUACUUAUUUUUGGGACGGGUCAAGCUAGCAAGAUAAAAUUUGAAAUCGAUGCAUGAAUACUAUAUUUUACCGCAAAACUAACAGCUGAAAAUUCCAUUACUCUAUAAAUAUAAAAGCGAUAUCUUUCAAAAUAGCGGAUCGGCAGCCUGUCAAAUUUCAGUAUUUUUGACUUCUAAUCGCCUACAGCUCAACAACCAAUCAUCAAAACUCUAUAGUAUGUUAAAUCAAACUGUUUUCUACGAAGGAUGUAUUCUAAGAUGCAAUUAAACAUGGAGCAUACUAUUCAAAAAAAUUACAAAGAUUUAUUUCUAUUUUAGACUUAGGCAGACCCUUUCGAAAGAAGAAUACUGAUUCAACAUACUAUAACGUUUUGAUGAUUAUUUGUUCGGAUAUUAGCGAUUCAAUAUACAAAAUCGCUCAACUUUGACAGCCUGCUAGUUCACCGUUUUGAAAGUUGCUGAAAAGUUUAUUCUAAGAUUAUAAAUACAACCCUUUUCCAUUAAACUGCAAUGUGUGGACAUUAUAUAACUGACUGAUUUGUUUCUCAAUAUCUUUCAAACUGAGAGAUGUAUGAAAAUGAUAUUAUAUAAUGGAAGCCGCGAAAACCAGAACCCUCUGGUUUACGAUUUCCAUAACUUUUUGGUGGGUUUCGGAAUGAAUAUUUUAAAUAGUUUUCUGAGUUUUCCCAUUAAACCACUCUAUAUUGCUUGGAGGGUUGGCAUAAACCUUAUCUUUUAGAAACUUCAACAGCAUGACGUCGUAGGCCAUUAUUUAUGGUGAUCUUAGGGGCACCUCGUGUAAUGGGAAAUCAAUCGCCCUGAACAUAUUCAUCAAAGAACACUUCUGACAGCCAUGGAGCUUUGUAUCAUAUGGUGAUAAUGUUCGCGACCGACACGGGAACUACCUUCAGCGUGUCAUCGGACUUUAUUUUUUUGAAGACGCUGGCUACAUGGAGUUUUCUUAGGGUCACUGGUGAGGGUCACCGCGAUGUGGUACAAAACUUCUAAAAGUCGUUAUUUAGCCUGCCAAAAAUGUGAUUCCAGUAGGACGGAGCAUGUCACGCACCUGGAGAAACAUCUAUGUCUUAUAAAGAAGUGAUGAAAAGAGAUCUCAGGUUUGCGAGGCGUCUAGAGUUGAGCAUUUAUGUGUUAUGAUUUUCCAUGCAUAAUAAUCAACUUUCAAUAGCAGAUAAGAAAAAAUGGUCCUACUUUAUUUCAUUUUUAAUGAUUUUUGAAUAGUUUUUUUGUAAUCACAUAAUGGUGUAUUUGAUCUAGAGCUAUCAGUCGUGUCUGUCAAAAGUACCAAGAAUUGUUCUAAAUUAACGCUGGAUGCAAUGCAUUUGUCGUGACCAUAUUGUAAAAUUGAUCUUUCCAUGAAACGAGUCAUCUAUUGGCCAGAUCAUGAUGUGCUUCGACCAACCAAAUCAAUGAUAAAUCAUUUAACGAUAUCAUCAACUAAACGCGCAACUACUUCAUGAAGUGGUCAUAUACAGUCUGGCGGAGAAUUGGACAUGUAAUGGUACAUGGCAAGUCUAGAGAGUUAAAAGUGAAUGAAUAUAGGCCCUGUCCAAUACAUUGCUGUUCCAUACUUUGAAACAAUUUAAGGAAGUCUAGAGAAAUGUACAUCAUAAAAUGCUCAAACGCAUAGAAAAGGUUAGGCUAUAUGAAACAAAAAGUUAUUGUUUCAGUAACGAUCAAAUAGUUUUGUAUGAAAUAUAAAAUAAUUUUGAUCUGCUCAAUUAGUAAAUCGAACGAUAAAUUGAGAACGCAUCAUAGGUUAAUGUCCUUCGACGCAACGCUAAACGCUGCUGGAAGGUUAUUAGACAUGAUAAUAUCCACAUAAGCUGGUACAAAACUAUGCUAGUUAUUAUAUAGUCAGUACAAAAUAGGGGAAGGCUUUCUCUUAAAUAAAUAAGACUAUUAGGCCGGUAUUAGAUGGUCAUUUGCUGCGAUUAAAUUUUGCUUCAAAUGGUCAGCGCAGCGAACGAUUGUUUUCCAUCGGCUGUCGGUAAAACAGAAAAGAUGAAAAGGAAAUCCGGUUUGCGAAUGCCGGCGAACGUUGUCAGGCAUUCACAUGUCGCAGUGUCGAAAAUAAUUUGCAGUACUUCGCUACAGUUUGGGAACAGUUAAUUUCGUCUUCGUUUGUGAAGCAAAAAAUAUGAGCGAAAAUCAGUUAAUAGUGGCGUGUGCCUCCUACAUCAUUAUCAAUAAUUAUUUAUAUUAUAAAGCGUCGAAAAGAAAAAACGAAGAGAAAACAGAGACUUGUUUGGAUGAGUAGAAGUAAAUAUGAUGAUAUGAGCUUACUAGCUGAUUUACGUUUUUUAACGACUUUAGUCUCGAGAAGUAUAAUAAUAAUAAUGUACAUGGACCUGCAACAUCUAGUGUAUUAUUGAAAUAUGAAUAGAGAUACAACUAGUCAACAAAUUAUUUGAUCACAUUCACUAUUAAUUUAUAUACAUCUGGUCUUGCCAAAGAAAAAAUCCAUUCUUUUAACUUUUUCUUGAAUUCAUUCCCAAAGCAUAGAUCCUUUAUAUCGUCAGGUAAAUGUAUAUAUAUAAUUUUGGACCUAAAUGAAGGUAUAAUCGUUGCGGUAUAGAUUUAUUUGGUCUAGGUACAACUGUUCCUCUUAGUUUAUGCCUUGUGUGGUGGUUAUGUUUAAUUUUUUGGCCGUUAUUGAUGAAUUUGUGAUAGUUGGUUAUAGCAUGUAAGAGAUAAAGCUGUUUUAAGUCAUGUACAUGUGUAUCUUUGUAUAAGAUACAAGAUUGGAUACAAUUUUGGUUUGUUGAACAUUGUUUUUAAAAUCGUUUUUUGAAAAAUAUCCAAAUCAUGAAUAUGAGUUCAAUAUGUAGCUCUCCAUGCUAAUAUAUAGUAGGUUAAAUGCGGCUCCAUCAAGAUAUGGUAUAAGGUAUAGAGAUAUUUUUCUUUUAAAAUGUUUUUGAUAUAUUUAAUUUCAUACGAUACAUAUCUAACUUUGUUUUAGAGUAAUUAGUGCUCAAUUUUCUGUUAUUAGACCACUGGAUAAUUUUGACUAAAUCAUUGUCAACCUUUUCAAAUUAAACCAAUUAUCUCCCUUAUAAAAAGACUGCUGUGUUAUCUGCGAAACUUACUAUUUUGCCAGCACAGUCAAUUUGAAAUAUAUCAUUUAAGUAUAUAUUAAAAAGCAUUUUGAUACCUAAACGGAUUGCUGUCUGUUGGAUAAGUAAUUUUCUAGCAAUGCGUACAUCUUUCCGCGAAAGCCAUCUCUCUCUAAUGUGUCUAACAAUAAUUUAUGGUUUACCGUGUCGAAAGCUUUUCUUAGAUCAACAAAAAAACAAAUACAUGGAAUUUUGUUAUCAAGAUUUUGGUGUAUUUGAUUAACAACGUCUAAUAUUGCGUCUGAUGUAGACUUCCCUUCCGUAAAUCUUUUAUAUUUAGUGAGAAAGCAUUCUAGCAGAUAUUAUUUUUUCAUAUAUUUUUGCCAUAUUAGAAAUCACUGAUAUAGGUCUGUAAUUGUUAAUAUCUGUCCGAUCUCCUGAUUUAUAUAUUGGUGUUACGAUACCUUUUUUUGAAAACGGAAGGGUAUAUACCAGAUUCAAAACAUAGAUUAAUUAUAUAUGUCAAUGGUUCUGCUAUAUCCUCGCCUAUAAUUUUCAGAUGCUCUCUUUUAGUAUUAUCAAAUCCUGGGCUUUUGCGAUUUUCAUGGACAUAACUGUAGUUUAUAUUUCACGUGGUUCUACCCUAUUUUUAAAAUAAAUGAAUUUAGCAAUCUUUUUGGGACUUGUGUUGGUAUGUCUUUUGGCAACUGAUUUGCUAAAUCUUCACCUAUAUUGGAAGAAAAUCUUAUAAAUUCAUUACAGAUUUUUUGGGUAUCCUUAAUAGUAGACCAGUCUUCUGUUAUCAUUUUUACUAUUAUCUAAUUUUCUUAAAAAGUGCGCACUUUUUGUCUCCCUAGUAAGCUCUAUAAAUUUAUUUUUAUAUUCAUUGUAACGUUCGACGUUCUCUUUUGUUGGCGCUAAUUCCAUUACGUUGUAAAGGCUAUCCUUCUUAUUUGACGAUUUUAUAUUAGUAUAUUAGUAAUCCAGGAACUUCCACCUCGCUGUUUGCGAAUAAUUUUUACUUUGUUGGUACUGAUGUCUAUCAAUCUUUUAAUCUCCUUUAAGAAUAUUCUCACAGCUUCAUCUGCAUUGCUACUAGCAUAUAAUUGUUCCCAUGUUUCCUGUCUUGUGUUGGACAUUAAUUUUGAAUUAUCAAUAAAUAAACUAUAAUUUUCUUAGCAUUCGUUAUUUUUUUGAGGGAUAGGGGUGCAUGGAUCAUUUUCAUAUGACAUUAGUAAAACAAUACAAUAAUGGCCAGUAAUAUCACUUUCAAAGAUAACAGGGGUAAAAAUAAAUUUAUUCGAAAGGUCUUUGAUAAAACAACGAUCGAUACAUGUAUUACUGAUGGCUCUUGUUGGCUGAUUAAUAUACGAUAAAAAUCCGUUGUUGGAUAGAAUGUUUAGGUACUCGUUUGAAAUUUGGUUGUCUUCUUAAAUGUUUAUAUUAAUAUCACCUAAGAAAAUAUGAUGUUUUAAAUCAGUGCUAUUUUGAUUUUCAAGUAACGUUUCAAUAUUCCUUAUAAAUGCGCGAGGUUCUGUACACGGUAUUCGAUACACUGCAGUGAUUUGAAUUUUGUUUUGAGCUAUCUGAACAAAAAUGUUUAAAGCUUUAAUUUCAUUGGUGAAACCAAAUGUAUCAUGACUACAUAGGAUAGUAUCUCCUACAUAAGCUGUCACUCCAUCCUUUUGAUUAUAAGCACCACAGUGGUACAGCAUAUCAUAUCCCUGUAUAUUGAAUAAAGAAGUAUCAGGCACUUGCCACGUUUAUGUAAGAACUAUUAUGUUAAAAUCACAUUGAAUCCUGUUCAGAAGUAUUUGUGAAUAAUCUAUAUUAUGUUUUAUGCUUCUUAUAUUUAUAUGGUGAAUUUUCAACGUUAAAUUAGAAUUUUGAGUAUAUGAUUCAAGUUCAUCAAUGUCUUGAGCUAUAUUUGUUUGGAUACUUGGAACUUGGAAAUCAUUUAUAUAUGUUCUUGGAAAUAUUUGUACGAUGGACAAUGUUUUUCCGAAUGCAAGUGCUUAAUAUUAAAUUUUUGUGAUAUCUCUCAUUACUAUAUUUACAGUUGCAGCGUCCUAAUGAUUCAUGCUUACAUUGUUCUUCUCCAUGUUUGAUACCACAGGUUUCACACAUUUUCUUGUUUCGGCAGUUUCUCUCCGAGUGGUUAAAGCGGAAGCAUCUUCUACAUUGUGAAAUAUUGUUGUUCUCAUAUGCAGUAAGACAUUGCCAUCCCAGCAGUAUUCUUCUGUUGUUGUCCUUGAAGAUAUUUCUAAAUGCCUUCCUCAUAUAUUGUGCAAAUAUUUUUCGAUGGAAAGUGUUUGACGAAUUUCACUUCAAUGUCGCCACUUUGAAACAUGAUUUUGAUUUAUUAAAUGUUCUUCAAUUUGUUUUUCAUUCGGCUUCUCAUUGCUUCUAUAAUUUACUAUUUUAAUUUUUGGAUCAACCAUUUUUAGCUCUAAUAUUUGAUAUGCAGAGCUAUAUGUGAACUAUUAAAGGAUUUUAUAGGGGUGAGUAGUAGAACAACAUAUUUUUCAGUAGAACAUUUUAGUUUAUUAACAUGGAAAAUACUGUCAACACAGAGUAAAGGUUAAUUAGAAUACGUGAAUAGAAUGAGGCGUCUGGGACUCAUACGAGUGAUAAAAUGCAUCUGAACAAGGGCGUCCGCGUCCAAGGUCAAAGAUGAGAAGUCACUUCAGAGAUAAAACAUUGUAAUAAUUGAAAAACAAAAUAAACAAUUGAAAUUAAUAAACAUAUUUAGCUAUAAAAAAUAAACUUCAUCAUUAUUUAAAGUAACAAUUAUAGAAUAUAAAAAACACAAAAACAGUACUAAGCUAAUGACCAAUUUUAAAAUAAACUUCCACAGUGCAUGUUGUUACCGGCAACGUUAAUCCUAUUUUAAUGGCUAAGCCAACAGCAGGUAACAUAGUGUCUUUUAAACGAUCACAGUAUAAUAUUUCUUUGUAUUCUUUAUUGUUGCUUUGCCUGUUCUUCCACAAUUCGUACCAAGUCUCCCCUUCAUUAACCAAAUUCUCAAUCUCGUAUUUCCUUCAAUAACUUUGAAAAUGUUCUGUAGUCAUAUUUUUUCAUAUUAUUUGGAUGGAGAUCCAAUAGUGAAAAGCUUAUUUUAUUUUCAUCCGAAAAACGACACUUUAAGGAUUAAAAUGACCGAGUCUAAAUACGGGAUUAAUAUCGAACGGCAAAAAUAUUCAUGGGAGUUCUUAAAAGGUGGAUUACUUCUAUGAAUAUGCCUUUUCGCGAUUCUGGGGGGUUUAAUAUUAACAUCCAGUUCUUUUCCUAUUUCUUGAGCUCGCUGCAUUGUUUCGUUCAUACGUUCCAUAGCAUUUUCUCGAUGCUGUUCAAAAAUAAUAUUAAUUUCAUCUAUGGGCUUUUUCAUGUUCAGUAAGUCAAAUUGUUUGCCUUGUAAUAUUUGCGGAAUAGGUUCCAGCUUGGAAGAAUAUUUUGCCAUUAUUAUUAAGCAUACAAUAAAAAUAGGCUUAGAUGCAGCACUCUGUAAUUGAUUUGCAGACUGUUUCAUGGAAGUGGAAUUAGCUUCCAUAUAUAAUUGCUCCAAGCUGUUAACAAUCGUAAGAAAAUGUUCAUAGAACACUCUUAUGGAUUUAUACUUUUCUGUGCACCUUGUUUCGCAAAGCAAAGGGACGUUGGGGACAAGACGUCUUCUAAGAGGACUUGUUCGAAAAAAAUUUAUGAUUUCUUUAAUUGUUCCGACUGUAUUUUGAAUCUCGCUUAACUUGUUGAUAUCAUUAAUAACAAGGUUCAAUUUGUGUGAGGCACAGUGAACAAAAUCUGCUUUUGGAAAUGAUUUUUUUAUAAUGGCUUGAACACCUCCUUCUAUGCCUGCCAUAGCUGAGCAGCCAUCAUAAGUUUGCUUAAAUCUAAGCCAAGAUCUUUUAAUGCCUCAGUAAUUAUACUAGCAAUACUAUUUGCAGUAAGGUCAGUAAGAGGAUGAAUGAAUUUUUCUCUUACACAAAUUUCUUUAGUUUGACGAUUUUCUUCAAUAAAUCUAAUUCCCAGAGACAACUGCUCCCUCCCUGCAAUAUCUGCUGUUUCAUCUGCAAGAACUGCAUAGGCUGGUGCUUUUUUAAUGUCAUUUAUGAUCAAAUCAAUAACUUCUUUACCGCAACAAAUAAUUAUUUCGUUUUGCGUACGCACGGAAAUAUAUUUUGCAUUUUAGGGAGCCGUUUUUAAAUGAUUUCCCAAAAUUUUAUCUCCACUUUCAAUCCGAAAUUGUAAGAGUUCAUGGAAAUUUCCAGAGAAUGAAUUACUUCCUCUUAAUGCUAAGUCUUGCAUACCACAAAGAACAACUGUUGCUACUAUGGAGUAAAGUUUCUUUCUAUUGGCUUCGACUAGCUCCCGAUGCUUCGUAUUUACCUGCUCAAAUACUGUCGGCUUUGUAUUUGUCACAGUAUUAAUAAAAUUUGUAGCUCAUUGCGUUGAUCCACGAUGCCAUUUUGAACCCAUAUGUGCUUUCGCGCUAGCAUGAAAAUCUUUAAAUUUCCUAAAACCCUUAGUUAUAAAUGCCCCUUGGAGUCCUCUCGAAAUAUGUGGACGAAAUAAUACACAAGAACGACAUAACGCUCCUUUCAAAGAUUUGGAAUAGACGAGCCAUGAUGAAUAGUUGUUAUCAUUUAGCCACUCUCGCUUGAACGGUCUAGGGAGACCUACAGAUUGAGCAUCUUUUUUAAGUCAUAGAAGUUGUCUGGUGUCCAAGGUUCUUGCAGUAGUUUUAAUUUAAUGUUAUUUGUUGAUAAAUUUCAUCAAUAUAAUUACCAAGAUCAUAAUAUUCUUCAAUAAACUCUUCAUUUUCAGAAGAAACGAAGUUUGCUUUAGAAGUUGAAGCUACGCUGGCAGAAAAACUUGUUGGUACAUGUGUAUCUUGAGCAACUUUUUGUGUUUCAAGUACAGCAUCUUCUUCUUCUUUUUCAAUUUUGGGUUUCUUGAAAAAAUUGCGGUGUCGCUGCUCCUAUAAGAAUGCACAAAUAAGCCGACUAUUUGAUGUCAAGUACAUUAUUAAAUAGGAAUACCUAUAUGUGCUAUGUAGAUCAGUACACUCCUACUUAUUAGAGCUCUUUUUCGAAAAUCAUGAAAAAACUAAGAAAUUUUUUUAACUGUUAUAAUAAUGGAUUAAUAUUUUGAAUUAUACAAGACUUCUUAUUCAAAAAACCUUGUCCCCGAUGUUUAUCUUUUAGGCGUCCCAUUAUACUGAAUGAUGUUAUACUACACUUACAUACAAUUAGGUAAUCAUAAACAUUGAAGAUAUUGAGAUAUUGGUAAUUUAAUUUUCCAAAUAAUUAU